ACGCUUGCAGUGUGGAUGGGUUUGUCAGUCAGGUGAUCGGUCCGCCAUUUUGUCAGCCAUUUCCUAGACGGGUCCGCUGCAGAUCAGCAUUUACAGAAAGAGCAAAACCCCUCCUGCACAGGCCGCUGUUCGGGACUGAAUGAGAGACUAGCGCUCCUGCGGGCCGGUCAGUACUCAGAUAAAGUCCGUGUUUGCGGUUCGGUCCGGUAGGACAGGAGGGAAAUCAUCAUGGCUCUGAAGAUCGUGAAGGGAAGCAUCGAUCGGAUGUUCGAUAAAAACCUGCAGGAUUUAGUACGUGGCAUUAGGAACCAUAAGGAAGAUGAGGCCAAAUACAUCUCUACAUGCAUCGAUGAGAUCAAACAAGAACUCAAACAGGACAACAUCGCUGUUAAAGCCAAUGCAGUCUGCAAGCUCACCUACUUGCAGAUGCUUGGCUAUGAUGUCAGUUGGGCUGCGUUCAACAUCGUGGAGGUGAUGAGCUCCUCCAAAUUCACAUAUAAGCGAAUCGGAUACCUUGCGGCAUCACAAUGCUUUCAUGAGGGCACUGAUGUCAUCAUGCUGACGACCAAUCAGAUCCGCAAGGAUCUCAGUAGUCCCAACCAGUAUGACACCGGCGUGGCUCUGACUGGCCUUUCCUGCUUUGUGACCCCCGACCUGGCUCGUGACCUGGCCAAUGACAUCAUGACUUUGAUGUCCCACACUAAGCCAUACAUUCGCAAGAAGGCGGUGCUGAUCAUGUACAAAGUGUUCCUGAAGUACCCCGAGUCCCUGCGUCCUGCCUUCCCACGACUCAAAGAGAAGCUGGAGGACCCAGAUCCCGGGGUCCAGUCAGCUGCUGUGAACGUCAUCUGUGAACUGGCCAGAAGAAAUCCUAAGAACUACCUUUCCUUGGCGCCCCUGUUCUUUAAACUCAUGACCUCCUCCACCAACAACUGGGUCCUUAUCAAGAUCAUUAAGCUGUUUGGUGCUCUCACUCCUUUGGAGCCUCGUUUAGGAAAGAAGCUGAUUGAGCCCCUAACAAACCUCAUCCACAGUACCUCGGCCAUGUCGCUUCUAUAUGAGUGUGUCAACACGGUGAUAGCAGUGCUGAUCUCACUGUCUUCUGGGAUGCCCAAUCACAGUGCUAGCAUACAGCUCUGUGUGCAGAAACUGCGAAUCCUGAUUGAAGACUCGGACCAGAACUUGAAGUACUUGGGUCUUCUGGCCAUGUCCAAGAUCCUGAAGACGCACCCAAAAUCCGUGCAGUCGCACAAGGACCUGAUCCUUCAGUGUUUGGACGACAAAGAUGAGUCCAUCCGCCUGAGAGCCCUGGAUCUGCUCUACGGCAUGGUCUCAAAGAAGAACCUAAUGGAGAUUGUGAAGAAACUCAUGCUGCAUGUGGACAAAGCAGAAGGCACUACUUACCGAGAUGAGUUGCUCACCAAGAUCAUUGACAUCUGCAGCCAGAGCAACUACCAGUAUAUCACAAACUUUGAGUGGUACAUCAGCAUCCUGGUAGAACUUACUCGUCUGGAGGGCACAAGGCACGGCCACCUAAUCGCCUCUCAGAUGCUGGACGUCGCCAUUCGCGUCAAAGCCAUCCGGGGCUUUGCCGUGGCUCAGAUGGCCACUCUGCUGGACAACGCACACCUGCUGACCGGCAACACGCAGCGUAACGGCAUCUGCGAGGUUCUCUAUGCUGCUGCGUGGAUCUGUGGGGAGUUCUCCGAGCAUCUGGAGGACCCCAUGCAGACCUUGGAGGCCAUGCUGAGACCCAAAGUGGCCACCCUGCCUGGACACAUCCAGGCAGUGUAUGUACAAAAUGCUGCCAAGCUGUUUGCGACUGUGCUGCAGAAGCAUGAAGGGGAGACCGAUAGCCAGGCAGCGCAGGAGACCAGCCAGCUGCUUAUAGAAAGACUGCCGCUGUUCGUCCAGAGUGCCAACCUGGAAGUGCAGGAGAGGGCGUCCUGCAUCCUCCAGCUGGUGAAGUACAUCCAGAAGCUGCAGCAGAAGAAUGUGGAGGUGGCCGAGGAAGUGACGGCUCUCUUCGCCGGAGAGCUCAACCCCGUGGCCCCCAAGGCCCAGAAGAAAGUGCCUAUACCAGAAGGUCUGGAUUUGGACGCCUGGAUCAAUGAGCCUCCAUCAGAGAGCGAGUCUGAGGACGAGAAGCCCAAAGCGGUGUUUGCUAAAGAAGAACCCAAACAUUCCAGAUCAAGACACACUGAGGUGGACGAAAAAGAGUUGGCCAGGAGGAGGGAAGUCAGGAAGCAGGAACAGGCCAACAACCCAUUCUACAUCAAGGCCUCGCCAUCAUCUCAGAAGGUGUACGAUGCGCCAGGUGUAGAACACAUUCCGGUGGUGCAGAUCGACCUUAGUGUGCCUCUCAAAGUCCCAGGGAUGCCCAUGUCCGACCAGUACGUGAAGCUGGAGGAGGAGCGCCGGCAGAAGGAGAAGGCGGAGAAGAAGAAGAAGGAAAAGAAGAAAAAGCGGGAGAAGCGUGGGAAAGGGAGGAAGGCGGAUUCGGGUCCCGAGAGCGAAGAAGACAUCACGCCUGCUCACCAUGUGGACAUAGUCACAGAGGAAAUGCCAGAGAAUGCCUUACCGAGUGAUGAUGAUGAUAAAGAUCCCAAUGACCCUCAUAAAGCUCUGGACAUCGAUCUAGACAAUCUUCUAUCUGGUACUAGCUCAAGGCCGCUUGCAGACAGCGAGAAGCUUCCCGUGAGGACCCACCGUCCAGAGGUGCUGAAGAGCCCUGCUGAGGACCGAGACAACGAGAGCAUCCCACAGGAGUCCAAGAAGAAGAGCAGUAAGGAGAAGAAAGAGAAGAAGAAAGACAAGGAGAAGGACAGGAAGAGGAGCAAAGAGGAAAAGAAGAAAAAGAAGAAACACAAAGAAGUGGAGGAGGAGCCUAUGGAGUCCCAGCCAGAAGAGGCCAUCCAAUCAGAGGACAGCAAAGAGAUGGCAGCUCCACCCACAUCUACUGAAGCCUCGGAUCUGGAUUUCUGGCUCUCUAGCGCUCCUGUUCCCCCCGCCGCCCAGGAGGUGACGGCACCCUCGUCUGCUGCUGCUGUCGACACAAGCCCUGUGGCCGCCGCGGAAUCUGAGCCCGAUGAACCUAAAGACACAGAACCGGAGGACACGAAAUCAUCUAAACACAAGAAGAAGAAGCAGAAGAAAGAAAAGGAGGAGAAGGAGAAGAAAAAGAAGAAGCGACACCACCACCACCAUCACCAUCACAGUGACGGCGGCGGGGAGGAUUCGGUGCAGAAUGGUACUGUUGAGGACGAGGAGCCUCUGCCGCCCAUGUCCAACUACUCUCUGCUGGCCGAGAACUCCUACAUCAAGAUGAUGAAGGAAGAUGCUGAUCAGGUGUAUGAUAUCCAGGGCAACCAUCAGGAUGAGAGCAAAGUUGUGGUGUCGGUCAUCUUUGAGAACAAGAGCGACAGCUUCCUCAAGUCAAUGGAGUUCAAUGUGCUGGAUUCCCUCAACUCCAAACUGCAGCGGCCGGAGGGAGCCGGACCUCACGAUGGCCUCACCGUCCCCUUCCAACUGCCACCAGGGGUUUCAAACGAGGCCCGCUUCGUGUUCUCGGUGCAGAGUAUCGUCAUGCCUCAGAAACUAAAGGGAACGCUCACCUUUAUAGUUAAGUCUGAAGAAUCCUCCACUCAUGAGAAACUGGACUUCAAACUGCACUUUACAUGCACGUCAUACCUGAUCACCACUCCCUGCUACAGUGACGCGUACGCUAAGCUGCUGGAGUCGGGCGACCUGAAGGGCAGCUCUCUACGGCUAGAGGGGGUCAACAUGCCCUUCCACCACCUGCUGGCCAGGAUCUGCUUCCACCAUCACUUCUCUGUUGUGGAGAGGAUUGACUCCUGCGCCUCCAUGUACAGCAGGUCGAUCCAGGGUCACCACGUCUGUUUGCUGGUCAAAACCUCCGAUCAGACCGUCUCCAUCGACGCCAAGUGCGACGAGCCAUCGCUGCUGGGGAAUGUUCUGGACGAAAUCAAGCAGACCUUCUCGAAGUGCUGAUUGUGACCCCUCACCGCCCAGAAACCCCCCGAACCCCCACACGCUCAGAAUCAUAUACCCUGCUCUGAGACUCGUGUCCCCCCCCCCCCCCUCUGAACCUUUGUAUUUAUUGGAUCGUUCUCUGUUCUUCUUUUUAGACCACAAAUUUCAAGCCCAUCUCUUGCCUUUGUUUCCCUUCCUCGACUGUGUCUGACGUGCAUCUGAUCUCACACUUCAUCCUGCAUCCUUCGUCUCUCUGACACUCUUUCCAUUGUCUUAACGGUCCAUGACAUUCAUCUUGAUUGAGAACUGGAUUUUUUCAUUGUCGAUGCUUGAGUUGUGUGCUUUUCUUUUUUUUUUAAAUGCUUUGCGUUGUGUUGUUUGUUGAGUUUGUUUUUCUGUCCUGAACUCCAUCAGCGCCUUUCUCUGCAUUAAACAUCAGCGUGUCUGUUUCUUACCAGGUUUGUGUUGCUCUUUUCGAAGGCUAGCCCUUGCAGGACUGGUUUAAGACUAGAAACACCCUACCCACAACUGCCUCUGAGCACUAAUGUCACUCCGAGCCUCUCAAGUGCAGUUGCGCAUUUCGUUAGGACUUACAGGUACACAGGGUUGCAUUCUAGACCAUGUUUAUACUUGCGAUCCCAUGUGAUAUUAGUGAAAUCAUGUGAUGGCCUACUGCUAAUUGUGUCCUAAUGUUGACGGUUAACUACAAGAGCAUUUAAUUAACAAAACUGCACACUAACAAACCUUUGCUCAGGAUAAUGGCGGUUAAUAAAUGUGGCAAAAUGAACAAUUUUCACUCAACUCUCAAAUCCGAUAUAGUAAUUCUUGUACUUUUAUGUUGCGGUUAAUGAUCUCCAUCAGGAUGAAAUCUCCAGGUUGCUUGUUUACCUCAGAAUAAUUUUGAUUUGUACUUCAGUUUGUGAAAAAACACCAAAAAUGCAGUUACAUACUCAAUGGGUCAAGCGUACACAAUAUACAUGAUUUAACAAUGAAAGUAUAUAGGGCAACUAAAACUACACUUGCCCCAUUGACUUCCAUUGUAAGAUUGUGUAUAUGUACUAUUGUUUUUUUGUUUGUUACGAACUGAAGUAUGCACUAAACUAUAUUCCUUAAACAUGCCAUUUAACACAUUAAAAAUAUCUCAUGUUUCUGGACAGUAUUACAUCAAAGUCAUCCCUUGUGUUUCUAAAACUUGUUUCAAGUAUAUAAGGGAGCCUAAAACUUAAAUGUGCACUUCCUUGGUCUAUCACGUCUAUCAAAUGCCUCUGUGGCUUCGACAUCAUCCAAACUCAUGCUUCUACAUGUGUUUUUCAGCUCUUUGAACUGCCGUCUUGUACAUUUGCAGAUUUUUUUUUUUUUUAAAUAUGCUGUUAAAAAGGCCUUUUUUUCCACACUAAUGAACUUGUACUGACUAAUUCAUGCUGUAAGUAAUUCCUGUGUUUAACUGUCUGAUCCAGCACGCUGUAGCGCUCGGUUGUAAGGACGCAACCAAAGUAGUGGUUAUCUGCUCACGAAACGUUAUCCUGAGGGUACCUUGCAAGUGUUUUCCAACGUACGAGUGAGUUCAUCAACAAGAAGUGACUUGAAUUGAAAGUUUACGGAAAACGGCAUCUCUAGUGGUUUCCAGGUCGUGUAAAGACAGAAUCAUCUGAUGUGGAUGAAAGCGACUUUAUUAAUUAACAAGUCUGAAUUUUGUGCUACAAGUCACAUUGAAAUGUAUAACUUGCAUGGGUAGGAAUGUAAACGUUCGCCUACUUUUUUGUUUUGUUUCGACUAAUACAUGAACACUUGCAUAGAAAAAUGCCCUGUCAUUCCUUGAUUGUCGCAAUUAUUUUCUAGUUUCCUUUUUUACGUAAAAGUUGGCUUCACCAUAUUACACCUUUUGAUGGUAAAAUGUAUUUUUAUUUGUUAUGAGUACAUAAACUUCAAAAAAUGUCUUGGAAUGUUUUUAAAAAUUGCAUUUUGCAUUAAAUUAUUAUUAUAUAUAUUAUAUAUCUCAAUAGAGGGGGUUUGGGGGGUUCAUAUAGAUAUGAAUACUUAGCCGUUAAAUGUGAUUCAAGUGAAGUGGCCCAGCUAAUCUAAUAAGGUUUUCCCUCUGGCAAGUUAUAGUGCAGAUAUUGCUGGAUUUGGCUUUUCAUUAAAUAUACUCUCAUUGCUCUUCGUUUGAAGGUACUGUCCAACUCCUUCAUAUGUAUUUUCCGACUGUAUGAUGUAAUAUAAUGUUUUAAGAUGAAUAAAUGAGCUAAAAGAAUGACCAA
Molecule: messenger RNA, 6251 nt
Organism: Megalobrama amblycephala (Wuchang bream)
Lineage: Eukaryota; Metazoa; Chordata; Actinopteri; Cypriniformes; Xenocyprididae
Gene: ap3d1
Product: adaptor related protein complex 3 subunit delta 1
Exons: 35
Coding region: 229-4011 (1260 amino acids)
Biological process (GO): anterograde synaptic vesicle transport; protein targeting to vacuole; neurotransmitter receptor transport, postsynaptic endosome to lysosome
Cellular component (GO): presynaptic endosome; endosome membrane; AP-3 adaptor complex
Source: RefSeq, a predicted model, not a curated record